Messenger RNA from Sinocyclocheilus grahami, 1354 nucleotides. Its product is annotated as pre-mRNA-processing factor 17-like. The transcript has 10 exons. Bases 1 to 1152 code for a protein of 383 amino acids. Lineage: Eukaryota; Metazoa; Chordata; Actinopteri; Cypriniformes; Cyprinidae. Gene Ontology annotation, cellular component: catalytic step 2 spliceosome. The record is from RefSeq and is a predicted model, not a curated record. Gene Ontology annotation, molecular function: protein binding; mRNA binding. Gene Ontology annotation, biological process: mRNA splicing, via spliceosome.
AUGGUACGGCCCACAGCCACAGAACUGAAGAACCGCACAGAACUCGCUGCAACAAACCGCGGCCCCGCCCACAGCGGGAUCCCUCCGCUGAUUGGCCGAUAUCGCGCACAGACCACACCCAUACGCCCAAUCAGAGACGAGCAGAAAGAGCUAGACGAGAUCAUAGCCAAGAGACAGAAGAGAGGCAAGAAUGAAGAAGAGGCUCCAGCGGAGGAGAAGACCGUCCUGCACCUUAAAGAUGCAUACGAUUAUCAGGGCCGCUCGUACCUGCACGUUCCUCAGGACGUGGGCAUCAACCUGCGCUCAGCAGACGUCCCGGAGAAAUGCUACCUGCCCAAAAAACAGCUGCACGUUUGGACCGGACACACCAAGGGCGUCAGCGCCAUCCGUCUGUUCCCGGUGUCUGCUCAUCUCCUGCUCUCCUGCUCCAUGGACUGUAAGAUCAAGUUGUGGGAGGUUUAUAAUGACAGGAGAUGUGCGCGGACGUUUAUUGGUCACAGUAAAGCCGUGCGUGACGUUUGCUUCAACAACACUGGCACACAGUUCCUGAGCGCCGCCUACGACAGAUAUCUCAAACUCUGGGACUCAGAGACGGGUCAGUGCAUCGCCCGCUUCACCAACAGGAAGGUUCCCUACUGCGUGAAGUUCAACCCGGAUGAGGACAAACAGAGCCUGUUUGUUGCUGGGAUGUCGGACAAGAAGAUCGUCCAGGUACCAAACCGAGAGCCGAGUGUCAGUGUCUACGUUUACAUGGAUAUUCCUGUGGACUUCAAGUACAUCGCUGAGCCCAGUAUGCACUCGAUGCCUGCGGUCACGCUCUCGCCCAACGGUAAGUGGCUGGCCUGUCAGUCCAUGGACAAUCAGAUCCUGAUCUUCGGAGCGCAGAACAGAUUCCGGCUCAACAAGAAGAAGAUCUUCAAGGGUCACAUGGUGGCGGGAUACGCCUGUCAGGUGGACUUCUCUCCGGACAUGAGUUACGUGGUCUCCGGAGACGCUGACGGGAAGCUGAAUAUCUGGGACUGGAAGACGACGAAGCUCUAUCAUCGGAUCAAGGCGCAUGACAAGGUGUGCAUCAGCGCGCUCUGGCAUCCUCACGAGACGUCGAAGGUGAUCACCUGCGGCUGGGACGGACAGAUCAAGCUCUGGGACUGACCUGAACCUCAGCUUUUAACACUGAUGUGAGAGGAUUAUUAUUAUUACAGGGCUGGUAUCCAGUUAUAAACACACACACACACAACAGAGACUUCAGCGCAUGCGUUUUGUGUUAUGAUGAAUGAACCUGUAUCUCCAGUGUCUCGCAUUUCUGUCUUUUUGCGGAUAAUAAAUGUCUCUUGUUUAUUUCUGCGGCCGGUGA